AUGGAGUCUUACCAAAACCAAUCGGGAGCGCAGCAGACUGGCCAGCAGCUUGACCAAUACGGAAAUCCAGUCCCAAUCGGCACCGGAGUCUAUGGAGCUACUGCUCCGGUCAUGGCUAGUCAUCAAAAGGAAGGCGGUGGUUUGACCGGCAUGCUUCACCGUUCUGGAAGUAGAUCUAGCUCUAGCUCUAGUUCGGAGGACGAUGGACUAGGUGGUAGGAGGAAGAAGAAGGGAAUAACGGCCAAAAUUAAGGAGAAGCUGCCAGGUCAUCACCAGGGUACCACAACCACCACGACGGCUUAUGAUACCACCGGCACUGGCGUCGUUCACCAUCAGAAGAAAGGCAUGUUGGAGAAGAUCAAGGACAAGCUUCCUGGUGCUCAUCAUCAUUAG
Messenger RNA from Microthlaspi erraticum, 393 nucleotides. The record is from the annotation of a GenBank genome assembly. Lineage: Eukaryota; Viridiplantae; Streptophyta; Magnoliopsida; Brassicales; Brassicaceae.